This is a messenger RNA of Calidris pugnax (ruff), 13500 nucleotides long. RefSeq names its product glypican 6 (gene GPC6). The record is from RefSeq and is a predicted model, not a curated record. NCBI's taxonomy places the organism in Eukaryota, Metazoa, Chordata, Aves, Charadriiformes, Scolopacidae. Bases 70 to 1791 code for a protein of 573 amino acids. Gene Ontology annotation, biological process: regulation of signal transduction; cell migration; regulation of protein localization to membrane. The transcript is spliced from 10 exons. Gene Ontology annotation, cellular component: extracellular region; cell surface; plasma membrane.
GCUCCCGGGCCGCCGCCCCCGCAGCCGCGGAGGGGCGGCGGCAGCGGCGCGGGAUUUGCGCGCCGCGCCAUGCCGGCGGCGCAGGGGGUUGCGCGGCGCUGCGCCCCGGCGGGGCUGUUGCUGCUGCCGCUGUUGCUGGUGCCGGCCGCGGCCGCGGGGACGGAGGGCAAAGCGCGGAGCUGCGGCGAGGUGCGGCAGGCGUACAGCGCCAAGGGCUUCAGCCUGGCCAGCGUGCCCUACCAGGAGAUCGCAGGGGAACAUUUGAGAAUCUGCCCUCAGGAGUAUACGUGUUGCACCUCAGAAAUGGAGGACAAGUUAAGCCAACAGAGCAAACUGGAGUUUGAAAACUUAGUGGAGGAGACAAGUCACUUUGUACGCACAACUUUUGUAUCCCGGCACAAGAAGUUUGAUGAAUUUUUCCGAGAACUUCUGGAGAAUGCAGAAAGAUCCUUAAACGACAUGUUUGUCCGGACAUAUGGCAUGCUGUACAUGCAAAACUCUGAGGUGUUCCAGGACCUCUUCACAGAGCUGAAGCGGUAUUACACGGGAGGCAACGUCAACUUGGAGGAAAUGCUGAACGAUUUCUGGGCUCGGCUGCUGGAGCGGAUGUUCCAGCUCAUAAACCCCCAGUACCAUUUCACUGAGGACUACUUGGAGUGUGUAAGCAAAUACACAGACCAGCUGAAGCCGUUUGGAGAUGUACCCAGGAAGCUGAAGGUUCAAGUGACUAGAGCGUUCAUUGCUGCACGGACCUUUGUUCAGGGGCUGACAGUAGGCAGAGAGGUUGCAAACAGAGUAUCCAAGGUCAGUCCCACCCCAGGGUGCAUCCGGGCGUUAAUGAAGAUGUUGUACUGCCCUUACUGCAGAGGACUUCCCACUGUGAAACCUUGCAACAACUAUUGCCUCAAUGUAAUGAAGGGCUGCCUGGCAAAUCAGGCUGAUUUGGAUACUGAGUGGAAUCUGUUCAUAGAUGCUAUGCUUCUGGUAGCGGAGAGAUUAGAGGGACCAUUCAACAUUGAAUCAGUCAUGGACCCUAUUGAUGUCAAGAUUUCCGAAGCCAUCAUGAACAUGCAAGAAAACAGCAUGCAGGUGUCGGCAAAGGUUUUCCAAGGAUGUGGCCAACCUAAACCAGCACCUGCUCUGAGAUCUUCCCGUUCUGUCCCUGAAAACUUCAAUACUCGGUUUAGACCAUAUAACCCAGAGGAGCGACCUACAACUGCUGCUGGCACAAGUUUGGAUAGGCUGAGGACUAUCUGGAGGACAAUGCAACAUGGUGUGACAGACAUUAAAGAAAAGCUAAAGCUCUCUAAAAAGUUCUGGUCGACAUUACCCUACACUAUCUGCAAGGACGAGCGAGUGACAGCCGGUCCGUCAAUCGAGGAGGACUGCUGGAACGGCCACACCAAGGCCAGAUACUUGCCUGAGAUUAUGAACGAUGGCUUGACCAACCAGAUCAACAAUCCAGAAGUAGAUGUGGACAUCACAAGGCCAGACACAUUCAUUCGACAACAAAUCAUGGCCUUACGUGUCAUGACUAACAAACUGAAGAAUGCAUAUAAUGGAAAUGACGUCAACUUCCAGGAUACAAGUGAUGAAACCAGUGGCUCGGGCAGUGGAAGCGGCUGCACAGAUGACAUCUGUCCCACGGAGUUUGACUUCAUCACCACCGAAGCACCACCGGUCGACUCCGACAGGAGGGAGGUGGAGGCUUCAGCCACACAACCUGGCUGGUCACUGCAGACGUUGCUUGUUGUCUUCCUCAGUCUCGUACUGCAGAGACAGUGGAGAUAAUCCCGGAUCUGGUCAGAGAAACUGUGUUUUAGCUACAGAAACACUCAAUUUGCUUCUUUUCUUAUAAUCUUGGACAAUGGACCAUGCCACAAACACUUGCCGUUUUCUAUGAGAAGAGAGCAGUACUGCAACCUGCUUCCUGUUUUUGUUUUCCCAAAGAGUACCAGGUGCCAGACUGAACUGCUUCCUUUUUUCAGAUGUCUCUGAAGACGAUACCCACUCUUGAGAGAAUUCUUUCUCAAACCUUUAUUACUGGAGACUUUCUAAGCUUCAUUUCCUUUUAUGCUGCAAAAGUAAAAGGAUCUUACAGUGUGUGUUUUCCCUAACGAGAAAAUAGAAAGGGGGGAGAAAGCAAGAAAACAGUUUUCUUUCUGAAUCAGGCCUGACUCAAGGCUGCUGCAUUUCAACAGAAUAUCAACAACAAAAAAAAAAAGACAAGAAAGGAACAUAAAAAAAUGCAACCGUUCUUCACUGACAGCCAGGUUUCCUUUAGGAACUUCUGUAGGAUGAUUCAGGUCAUGAAAAUGAUCAUUGCUAUAGGGAGGAAGUCUGGAUUGUUUUUUUCCAACACGAAAGUACGUUUCAACAGUGAAUGUCACGCACUCCAUCUGCCAACCACAUCAGAUUGGUAUGAACGUAGAGAAGCUGAAAAAUAAGUUUAUCUUUUAGUAUGAUAGUAACUCCACUAGCUUCAGAAUAUCAUGUUACAGUUGUUUAGGAUUUAAAUCUUAAUGCCCAGUAAAAAAUUGAGUAGUAGCACGAUUUCACCUAGCUUCUUUUAGUAUUUAUCCAUGUUAUACAAUUGGCAUAGAUUUCCACUUAGCUCACCAUCAGCCGUGGUGGUAAUGCUAAACAACGCUCCUGACAAAUCUCCCCUCAAGGGUUUGGAGAGAAAAUAAUCUCUUGUGAUAUAAUCUCUUUCCUUUUGUCACUGUUCUGACAUCUAUUAGGACUUUCUGCUACUAUGUUCAUUAUCCUACCAAGGUGGCAAUUCUCUAACGGACUAACAGCGACCGGAUCAAUAAUGUGUUUCACAUCUAACUACAUCUUUCAUAUCAGUUAAUUUCAGUAUCACAAGGAUUUCUUCUACAAAAAUUUCAGAACAAGCAAAUAUAUAGUACUGACAUGGAGAUUUCUUUCACUUUUUUAGUCUUAGUAUGAUCAUCUAUUUUUAUAUAUAUAAAUAUAUAUAAAUCACAGAUUUUAACUUCUUACUUACAAGCUCAGGGUUGACACUUCUUUGUAAGAAAAAAAAUGUUUGGUCAACCAGCUCUUCUUUUUUUGUGCUGCUCUGAAAAGUAACCCUUUAAUGACUGGUGAGCACAAAAAUCAAAGAAGAGAAUUUUUUACAUAUCCAGUUGUCCAUUUCUUAACAGGUUUGCAGGGUGGGGGAGAAAACCUCUCUCAUAUGUGUGUAUUUGUAGGGGGCAUGUGAGUUUGUGUGAUAGGCCCAGAGAAGGACACGGAUGAUAUUUGCGAUGGCAAUUGUACUCUCAGAUUCUUCAAGGAUACUUUGCUUUAAUAAUCAUUGCCUAAAUGACCAUGGUCCUGGAUAGAGUUUCCCUAAUUUGCAUCUGGUCGUAAGACCAAAGAUGGAAGCUGUUUAAAUCCUGGACAAACGAGCGACAAAAAUUAGACAUCAAAACCUUCCCUCUUCCAUCAGCCACAGACAAAGGGCUCCUGGGACAAUUCUGCGUGGCGUUGAAAUGAUUCGCCAGAAAUUUAUUUCCUGAUUCUUACGGUGACUCUGGAAAUGGUAUAGACAAAUUGUGGAAACACUGUAAAGCUGGCCAACCACAUUACAAUUUAACAGCAGAGCAGGUAGAUCAUAUCCAUUGCAAUCUCUUUUUCUUGUCAAAUUAUAAUUAGGUAUCGAUUUAGGCAUGAAAUUAAAGUAGAAAACACACAGCACGUUAAGAUAAAGUAUACUUACGCACUUUUACCAAAAAGUACUUACAAUCUAUCUAUACAGUAUCUCUAAUAACAAAAGGCAUAGGUUUUGAGCCACUUGUAUUCCAAUCCUUUUUUUUUCCCCCCUAUUUUUUUGUUUAUUUCAAGGUAUAAUGGUCUAUUCUUCUGUGCAGAAGAUGCUGGUAAGGUUUUCAGAUCACACAUGUCUUACACCAGCCUUAGCAGGGCUUCCUGAUGCUCUGACAGCUCACUCCAGGGCAGACCUUGUGAUUCAGCAUUUAAUGCCUUCAGGAAGUUAAACAGAACAGUUCAAGCCAAUUUGCACAGGAUUUUUGUUGACUCUGGUACAGCAGGUACAAAGCAGAGGACCUUUUCUUUGUUUUUUGGUGUUUUUUUUUUCUGAACUUGCAUAUGCAAGAGCCUUUUAAAACUCUCCCCAGUCCAUCUCUUUCUACCCAUAUACACACCCUUUUUAUGGUCCUCCUCCUAAGAAACCUUGUUUCAGGACAAGCUGAGUGUUGUUUUGAUUUUUCCUGUAGUGCAUUUAUUCAGUGGUAACUGAUACUGUUUCCACCUGAUUAUUCUGGAUCUGAAAGCUUAUUGACAGGUAAUGAAAUCCAAGCCCUCUGAGGCAAGGUCCCUGUUGUACCCGGUCCACAGUGCUGGUUAAGGAGCUGAUGGACUCCUAGGGUCUUUGUGUCAGCCUUGGCCCACAUUUAGGUGACCUGAUGACUGUUUUUAGCUGGUGCAACCAAACCAGUUGCCCAGAAUGCUUUCAGUUACAUGCAGACCUCCAUGGACUCAUAGGCAAGGAGUAAGAGGGAUGUCUAAGAACUACGGGAUUUGCUGAAGGCUGUUCUCACGCAGGAAGGUCCCUGCUCUGCUCAGACUGGAUCUUAUGAAAUGCUGGUGAAACAUCAAAUCAGACUAAUCUUUGCCAAAAUGUGGUUGUCUUGUGUGAGUUCUACCAGAAAUUUAUGUCUUCCAUAUUAUUUCUCCUCUUAUUUUCCUACUAUGCAUGGUUAUACCUUGUCAGGAGAUGGAGAUGCCUUUGCAUGAGGUAUUAGACAUACAUUUAUUUAAUAGUCCCUAAAGAUUGAAUAGUCUCUUCAUACAUUGCAUUUUUCUGAGAUUAAGAGAGCUAUUAAAUGUACAGAGUAAAUGAAAUUGGGAAUGAAGGAAAGAAAAGAAAGAGCAUUUGUGUUCAUAAAAGCGAGAAUCUACAUAAUUUCGAAUGCUUCCAUUUGCACAUCCUUUAUGUCCAAUAAUUCUUCUUCUAAGGUAAUUUUUGGUGUGCCACAAUUUAAAUAUUUCUCUUCUGUUGGCAGCUGGUAAAGUAAGAAAUGAUAAAGAAGACAAUUACCUGUUAAAGAAAGAGGACCUAAGUCCGAAGAAAAAAUAAUUUGAUUUUGUAAACCCUUUGCACUCUGCAAUCCAGAAGUUCUUGCCAUUUUAUGUCCUUUUACAGUGGAGUCUCUUAAAAAUUAGACGCAAUGAAUGACAUAACCAGUGCUGUAGACCCUUGUGAGGUUUUCCAUUUUAAUAUUAAUUAAACUGAUUUUACAUUGUCCCCAAAUUUUUGGUGUUUGCUGUACUGCAGAUUUUUCUAGUGAUGACUCAGUACACACUACUGUUAACUGCAGUGCAGACUACUUGAGCGCUGGCUAAGUUUAGGUUUUUCAAAAAGAGACAAUCCAAAAGAAUUGAAAAGAGAGGGUAGAGAUUUCCUGCUGAAGAGGAAGAGCAGAGGAACCUGUUCCUUGGGGCUCUGGUAAAGGCUGAUCUAUCCCAAUUCUCUAAGAGGCAUCGCAGAGCUCUGUCCAUGGAAAGAUCCCAAAAUACGAGUCUCACUCAUGCAAAUCAUCCCAUGAUUUUCUGCAUGAUCUUUAGGAAGGAUGACUACAGCUGUGCAUUCCCACAGGUGUGUGACCCAGUUUGAGCUGCUUCCAUGCAAAAUGGCUGGGAGCUAGAGCUGUUCUUGGGAGGUGGACUGUGCAUGCAGUGUCUCGGCAGGCAGCAGUGGCCAUCAGUUUAAUAACCGACCCUGAAUCAUUAUCAAAUGUAACCAUACUUAUUCAACAAGACUUUUUUCAUUACUUCAACAUGAAAAAUAAAUUACAGCACUGAUGCAAGUUGUGGUUUUUGUUUUUAAUUUACCUCCAAAGAUAAUCCAUUACAAUGAAUACAGAAAGUUAUAAAGUGAUUCUACUGGGAAAAUCAGGUUUCUGCAGAUUUCAUUAUGGAAAUGAAUGUCUGGACAGGCCUCAGAUAUUCAGAAGAAAUCCCCAUUUCAAAGACCAUAAAGUUAUAUUUACUAAAUUUACCCAUAAAUUUUCAAACCUGCUUGAUGAGAAUGAAUAGAGUUACAACAGUGGAACAUCACAUAGAAUUGCAAAAUCCCUAAUUUCAAAGGGAAAUCCAACAGUCAAAGGCUAAGACUUAGAUGUGAGGCUGAGAAUAUUUUGUCAAAACACAACUGACACAGCAAUGUGUACACAAAAGAAAAUUAGGGUAGGUGAUGACUGGACAGGGCAAUGUUCCAUUACAGCUACUCACAUGGACUGUGAGGAUUAUAUUAAUGUGUGUGAUUGUUAUGACUCUUUGGUGAAACAAUGAUAAAGACUAGAGAAUCAUGGUAAGGGGGUACUUGAAAGAUAAAAAAUAUGACACUAACCAUUUUUUCAUUUGUUAAACAUCAUAGGAGACCUAAUGGAGAACCACGAACUUUGAAACUGGUUUUAAAAAUAAACUUCUAGCACCUAGCAAGGGAGAUGGUUAAUUAAUUCUCCAAUUAAUUCAGUCAGAACAUUUUCCAAUAGUCUAUACUAAUUCAGUCCAUUUUUCUGAAAGCUGUUCAUACUGGAUUUCUUUCUGACUCUCAAUAAAACAGCAAUGUUCUCCAUAAAAGAGGUGACAUUUGCAUCCUCACCUGUAAGUUUCCAAACUUUACUCUUAGCAGUCACAGUCUUUCUGCCCAGCUUCCCCACAGCCAAGGUCUCUGGACUGUCUAGAAGUUGAAGAAAGUCACUUAAGUUUGUCCAUAGAUAAAAGUCUACAUGGUUAAAUCAAACCAUUUCAAGAAAAUGGGCCAGUAUUUCAAACAGUUCUCAUUUCACCUUCAUUUUUUAUCAUGCAGCAUUGAUACUUAACAGUGUAACAUGCAUGAUAGGUUUUUAUCUCAUGGUGCACUGGGAAAAAAAAAUCUCUUCUUGCUUUUCCUCCUUUACUCCAGCAACAGGAAAUCUGUGAGGCUUAAAGAUUUAAGGACCAGGCAGCACCCAGUAGUGUAGUUUGUUUAUUAAACUAAGAACAGCUAUAUUACCUAAAGAAGUUGCCUUUUUUCUUGAGAGGUGUUAGGGAAAGGGAGUACCCAUUUAUCAUUAGCAAAAAAGAGGUACAGAAUGGCAACGAUUUAUCUUAGGUAUAGUGGGGUACCAUCUGUCAAUAUCUCUGACAUCCUUUAAAGCCAAAUUUCCGGGGAAGACAAAUCUAAUUCCUCUAAAAUAGAAAUCACUUUGAUUGUCUUCCUUGAAAAAUAUAUAAAGUAUAUGGCUUUCAGUUCUAAGUUGUUGAGGGAGCUGGAAAGAAAUUUUCCUUCUGCAAAAUAAGAGGCUAGCCAUUUAGACAGCUCUGCUGCUCUCAGCUCCUGGAGCUGCUUUUCUAUCUCUCCAGGGCUCUGCCAAACUGCCAUGCAGAUCACCUGAAGCAAGGAGCCUCCUGGGCAGGCAAGCCAACCCUGCCAAUGGUGGAGUUUGUUCUUCCAAGACGGUUAGAGACACAACUGAGGGGAGAGGGAAGCAGCAACUUCGCAGUGAGACCCAGCAGAUGUAUGAUCUUGGGGGACUAACAAUAAAAUCGCGUGAGGGACAGGUGGUGCUCCUCACUGCUGUCCAGCUCUUCCUUUAGACCUACUGUCUGUGAAUUUUCUGUGUAAUCUAAUUAUAACCAUCCACUUGUCUACAUAGCAAAGAACCAAACAUUUCUUCAGAAGUCAGUGGUGUUUCUGUAGUCUGCUGUUCUCUCUCUUUUCUCAGUUCCCAGGGUAAUUAUGUACCUUUGAGUGUGUGAGGAAGAACUUAUUACCUGAAACAGAUUUCUAUGUCCUUUUUCCUAAAAAUAUACAGUAUUUAGGCACAAAAGUCCUUCACAUCUUUCACAGAACUGACUUGAUUCCACUACACCUCUACUGAGUUUUCUUCUCCUCCUUUCUUGACCUGAAGAGGUCACUCAUGGGGACUUCGAAGAAAGCCGACUCUAGUCAUUGUUUCUGUAGAGGUCUCCCACAUUCCACUAAAUACCCCAAACACCAGGUUACAGGUGAGCUGUGCUCUUUCUCCCUGGCUUCUCUCACCCCAAAGUUUCAUCCUGGGCCUGAGAAAUUAUCAUGAGUCUGAAAAAUUCUUCCAAAGUUUUGUCAAAGCCAGUGCAUUCCAGAGGAUAAAAAAAAAAAUAAUAAAAAUUUGGCAGAUCUGUGUUUCCUGAUGAUAAAUAUUUCUAACUAAAGCUUCCUGUGUGGCUCUCUUCCUCCUGUGUGCUAGACAUCUCAUCUGUCUUUGAGUCACAGUGUCCCUUGACCACGUUCUUCUCCAGGCUGAGCUGUCUUUUCAGUCAUUUUUAGCUCACUGGAUUUUCUGUCUCCCUUCCUUAUAUCUCUGUGCCUUUGGUAUCAUUUAAUGCUUCUCUUUUCCGUCAGAGGAUGUAGCAACCAAGAGAUUUGGUCCACUUAUUUUUUGGUUUUGUCCAAGUUUUAUCAAACCCCACCUUUAGCUUUUGUUCUUUACUCUAAACAUAUUCUGACGGGUGUACAUUCUUUAUCAUCUGAAAAAAUAAUCCUGAUAACUCUUUUUUCAGUCUAGUGUAAUAUUAAAGCUUGUAGAAUACAUUUUGUCUCAUUCAUUCAAUUGUUUCUUCCUUGUAACUAUAGCAUACAGUUUGUAUUUUGCUAUCAUCUGCUGGGCUGAUGAGCCAGCAAGGCCAAUGGCAAAGAAUUUGUGGAUUUUCUAUAGCAAGAUUAACUAGACAGGUAACCAUCAAGAAACAUUUCACAUCAGUUCUUUAAUUGAUUGGUUUGAGGUUUGGUGUUGUAUUAUUAUUUUUUUUUCCCUUUUAUUUUAUUUUAACUUUCUGGGCUUCAUUUGACUUACCUCCACAUCGGCUAUGUGUUUACUACAUUAUAUGCAUAUAACAUGAUUAGAGAUGUACUGAUUCAGUCUUUAGAGAACUCAGAUUUAUUUUGGGGAGUUGGUCAAUCUUAAUCUGCUUCUGAGAGCUAUGACGAUCAUUCUUAAAAAUCUGCCCAAAGAGAAGUCAGAGGAGUUCAGAUUUCAGCUUUAUGCUAUCAGUUGAGUUUGAGGCUGCAAGAAUAUUUUGUAAACAAUUUGUGAAUAUAUGAGUGUACAUGAGGGAGAAGAAGGGAGCACUUGCAUCUCCAAAACACUGGGAAGCUUUUUUUUCAACUUUUACCUAAUCUGAAUGCAAAUUUACAAUUUGCAUUCAGAUGUUCAAGGAUGUCAAACUACAUAAAUUGAUGAACGUUUAUAUACCAACUCCUCCUAGGUUACUUUGUUUUGUUGGUAAGCAAUAACAUUUAAUUUCUAAUAGCAAUUUUGUUACAUUUAGCAAAUUCAAAGAAAGUAUGUUGUUUAAGUAGGUCAGUUGUCUUGAUUUGGAUAUCAAUUGACAUUUAUACUUGCUUGUUAAAAUUUUAUGACUCCAGACGUAUGAACAUUGCUUGAAAGCAUGCAAAUUGUUAGCUCUGGUUUUGAUGCUGAAAUUCUAGAUUAGUAUUUCACCUAGUUAAAUGUGAAUUUAUAAGGGUGAUAUUUGAAUGCAAGUCAAGUUUAGAAUAAAAUUGGUUUUAGAUAGAAAUAAGGUUGGGUUGAUAAAUCUCAUUAAACAUUAAACCUGCCAGAUCUGAUUUUAAUAUAUCAGCCUAAUGUGACACAAAAAACCCACCCACACAUGUUGUCUAUAGAUCAUACCUGAAACUAAAUGGUACAGCUUCUUUUUUAGGUAAGUUCCAAUCAAAAUGAAAGUUAAAGAAAAAUCUCAAAUUCUCUGAUCUCCAAAUGCUACUUUCAAAGUUACAGUAUUUAGCAGCAUAUGGUAACGUGUGUGUAUAUAUAUACAUAUAAAAAUAUGGCAGUGUAGCAAGACAGAGUUUGAACUUUUAAGGAAAAGAUUCUUUAUGGCUUUGUAACUUCAGAGAAGUGAUGUACCAUGGACAGAUAUAGAAAAAUGUGCACAAACAUUUUGAUACGCUUGUGAAAUAAGUUUCACAGAGCCCAAUAUUUUUUGUGUAAAAUGCCUUAAAUCACUUUCUGUAGGGCUAAUGCAAUUGAAUUUGUUGCUGUAUAUAGCCUUUUAUAAUAAUUACUUCGGAUGCAACACUAGACUUUUCUUUCCACUACAAUCAUACGCAGCCUUAUGAUUGCUAACUACAGUAGACAGACUAUGAAAGCUCUGCUUUAUUAGCUGUAAAUGCACUUUUGGUCCACUUGUAGACUUAGAGCUUGGACGUGAGACGAGGUGACAGUGCUAAUAGUACUGAGACCUUCUUGAUGGGCAAUCCCUACAUUCUCUCAGGCUUGAAAUCAUUUCCCAACAACUCUUUUUCCUCUCACCCCAUCUGUCUUCAUGAGGUUUUCAUGACGCUCUGUCUUAGGAACUUGGGUCAUCCCACCUAGCACUGGGUGCUUCAUGGAGCAUGUUGCUCAGCAGGGUUGUCUCUCUAGGUCUCUGCAGUUAGUCAAAAGAGACAGGUACCUCCGUAUCUGGGGAUGGGGGCACACCUCUCUUUCCUGCACAGGCAGCCUGGGAUGACAGGCUUGUCAUUUAGGCAUCUCACUUAAGUGCCUGGAGGUAGAUGCCACUGGUGAGACUGGGAGGAACCAGGCUUCGCCCAGACUCUCUCCUGUCCUUCUCCUUGUUGGCACAAUAGUGCCUCUUCUUCAUGCCAGUGCUGGGCUGAGGAGCCUUGAGAGGGAUCCCACCCGGGGAAGUCAUAGUCUAAGAACUUCAUUCUGGGCCAAACCAACCCUGAUGUAACCAGAUAUACAACCAGCAUGCAUUCAUUGUUCUGAAUGCUGCUUAAUGCUGUUAUGUUUAUAUCCUUCCUUAUAAGACAUUUGAGCCUGUCAACUUCCCUAGCUACGAACAUGCAACGCAACUGCCUUCAAUGCAUCCUGUGCACAAAGGAUGGAGCUCAAACAGGUCUCUCCUGAAAUCCCAGAUGCCCUUGCAAGGCUGGUGAAAGCAGCGCGAAGGGCUCAAGCCAGCUCAGAGAGGCAGCAAGGAGUAAAGUCCACAUCACCGAGGGGCAGAAAACAGAUUAAUACAGUGCCUCAAGAGUGAGAACACCGAUAAAGAUACUCUUCGGGUUUAAUCACUAAUGCACUUGGUUGGUUGUCAGUCUCAGCGCCUACUGAAUCAAUGCAAGGAAAAUAGACAUUUUCUAAGAGGUCAGUAGAAAGAGCAAGGUUAAUAUGCACAGGUUAAUGCUGGCAAACCGCUAACACACCUUUUGCAAAAUAGCUAGUUGUGUCAGAAAUCAACUUUUUAGAAGCUGAAAAUAAUGCAGUGCAGCUUCCUCUGUAUCCCCCACCAUCUCUUGGGACUCCAUAAUGAGGAAAUCCUUUUUCUUUCCCCAGCCUCCUUUGGGGGUUAGUACUUGAAUGUGGCAGAAACCAAAAGCCCUAGUUGUGAAGCACUCAUUCAGUGUCCGAUUUUCUAGGUCUCCUGCUCUUCUGCUUUGUUUUCCUUUUUACAUUUCUGACAAUGGCACACUCACAUAGCAUCUGUGAGUGUGCAUCUCUCUCCUUGAUAUAUAUUUAUUUACACAUAUACAUGCAUAUGUAUCUCCAUAAAUACAGCUACAAGACAGUAAAUUCCAAGUGCAUAUGGUAUAAAAGAGUAUUGGAAGGACUCCAUUUACCACAAUACUGACACAGACCUAACAAGAAGAGUCCCAGGCAAAGACUUCUGCUUUAAAGAUGAUUGUAGCUUGUGUUUCUGUAAGCGUUGCUGCAAUUUUCUGAAAUAACUGUGGAAAAGGGUGAGUCUGCAGAUAUUAUUUGGCAACAUCUGCUGGUGCUAGUAAGGAAAAUGUGAAAGAUGACAACUAUCCAGGUAAAAACAGCAACCUAGAUGGUAUCUCAUUCACAGUAUUUUUGGGGUUUUACUGAUAUGAAUUUCAUUAUUUCUUGUUUUUUGUCUGAACACAUAAAAUCUUGUUAAAGCUCAUUGAGCUUUUCAGAACCCCCACCUCCUUCCUCUCAGGCUACAAUAACAGCUAAAUGAUGACUUUUCUGUAUUUAUGAAAAUGUCUUCUUCAAAAAUGAAUUGGGUGAAGUACUGAUGAUCAAAACUGCCGUCCUAUUUGGUGUUUGUGUUAAAAAUGAGAUUCAUGAUCCAUGGAAAGAGGCUCUUACUUCUAAUGGUAUCAUCUGACCCCUUUAACUGAAUUACAGAUUUAUAAUUGGACUAACACUGUCCGUCACCCAAGAAUGACAUGACACAACAAUACCCGAUGGAUUACUCCUGCAGCCACUGGGUCUUUUUCAUUACAGCUUUUCUUUCCACACACUUUCCUCCACAAAAUUUUGAUUAGUAGAAAUGCAUUCAAAUUUCCCUGUGGAUAAAAAGCAGGGAAGUGUUUGACAUUUUCAUGACAAUCAUCUCAGACGGGACUGUUUGGCCCAUUGCUUUUCCAUUUCCCCAUGAGUCUUUACUAAGUCCAGUGCACAACAGUUAAUGUGGUUUUCACAAAACACUGAUCAGUACUGUAAAUACCAUUUCUUCCCUCAAGACUUGUAAUGAAUUCUGUGUUUCUUAAGCUUGUUUCUUUCACAAUUUGUCAUGUCAAGGAUGUUAAAGAUGAUAUUUGGAAAUCACAGAACAGUUAAACCAUAAACUGCUGUGUUCCUGUCCAUUAAUAAGAAAAGUUUGACUGCAGGGAUAUUUUGUUGGAAGGGUUGUAUUAACAGUCAUUUACAUAUAUAUAUAUAUAUAUUUGUAGUGCUGCAUCUGCUUCUUUCAUGUACCUUAAAAUUACUACCAGAUAAUGAAUGACCUCCUUUUAAAGUCAUUUUUUUGUAACGCAUCUUCCUGAAAUAUAGGCAUUAGAAGACCUUGCUGCUCAGCCAAGGCAAUUUUGCCUGGUGCAAUAUUAUGUUACUAGACAAAGGCAUUUGAAAAAGGCCAUACAUUUUAUUUUCUAAAUCAAUACUUUCUUUUGCUGCCUACUGAAAAAUCCUUUUUAGUGCUUACAACACACUUGAGAGUUAGGAUAGGAUUGUAAUAUUCACUAACAGACUGAGACAAUACCUAGCAUUCUUAAAGAUUAAUUUUAUUUGCCCUGCCUUUUGCCUGCAAAUGUUAUCCACGUAAUGCCUUUCAGACAGAUUGUACCUUGUUAGUUUCCCUGCUUCAUAGCAUACAUAUAUUAAUGAAUACGUAUUUUCAUUGACAACAGUGUAAGGCAAGUUAUUUCUCUCAUAGUGUUAUUCUACUGUUUAUUCAUGUGCAUAUUUUAAAUUUGCAAUGGCUUGUUGGAAAGUCUAAUUGAUUGUCACUGAUUACUAGCCAAAGUUUUGCUUUUGUUAAGACACCAUUACAUAAAAUUGUGAUCAUUACCUGAAAGUUUAAUUCUGAUUAUUAGGUCUUAAGGAUACUCUUUUCAAAAUCACAGCAAACUAUUGUCAAAUCUCCACAAAAACAUGGUGUUAAAAAUGUUAGAAAACACAGUUUUACCAAUUGUCUUUAUAAUGAGAAAUAAAGAGUCUUUUCUCAGUUAAACAA